This is a messenger RNA of Enterobius vermicularis (human pinworm), 1944 nucleotides long. The record is from the annotation of a GenBank genome assembly. NCBI's taxonomy places the organism in Eukaryota, Metazoa, Nematoda, Chromadorea, Rhabditida, Oxyuridae.
AUGACUUUUUACGAAAGUCAUGAGGGUAGUAGCCGGUCGACGUAUAUACCAGGGAGGGACGAAGCUGUUGAUGAGGUUAUGCGAGAAUGGGAGCAUAGGUAUUCUGUUUAUGAAGACGUAACGAUAUUUAUUUCAACUUUCAAUGUGAAUGGUAAACCCCCACCGUCGUCCUUUCCGACGUGGUUAUCAUACAAAGGCAGAGCACCGGAUUUUUACGCUAUCGGUUUACAAGAGAUGGAUUUGAGUACCCAAGCCUUUUUUUAUGACGUUUCUUCGAGACAGGAUGAAUGGAUAAAAUCGAUUAGCAGGUCCUUACCCCAGUCAGCAGAAUACGAAAUGAUCGAGGUAGUUCGUUUAGUUGGUAUUAUGUUAGUGAUUUUUCGGCGCAAAGAUAGUCCUGUAAAAGUUGACAGAUCAAGUGUCUUUUCUGCACGAUUGCCAACUGGCAUACAGUUGAUCAGUCGAAUGGGCAAUAAGGGUGGGGUUGCAGUUAGUAUGCAAAUUAACAAUUCGUCGGUAUGCUUCGUAAACUCCCAUAUGGCAGCAGGAAACGAAGAAUUAGACAAAAGAAAUCAAGAUUACAGGGAAAUUUCGCAAAUACGUUUUCCUGUCACCAAUAAGUCAAUCUUUAACCACGACGUAAUAUUUUGGUUGGGUGAUUUGAACUAUCGUCUUGAAACUCCAGCUGAUAUGUCUCUUGAUGUUGUUCGUGAGAGGUGUUCUUCUAGUGAGACGUUCCCAUCUAUGUUUGCUUAUGACACAUUAAAGCAGCAGCAGAAAUUGAGCCAAGUUUUUGUCAAUUUUCAUGAACCAGAGGUGUUGAAAUUCCGGCCAUCUUAUAAGUAUGAUGCUGGAACGUCGAACUGGGAUAGCAGUGAGAAAUGCCGUUGUCCAGCUUGGUGUGAUCGAAUUUUAUGGUAUACGGAAUCAAGUGAUCGGAUUGUUCAAACGCUUUAUGACAGCAUUGACGAUGUAAAGCUGUCAGAUCAUAAACCUGUAGUUGCUGCUUUCCAAUUAACUGUGCGGAUUUGGGAUUACGUGGAACUUCAGAAGGUUUUUGAAGAAGCUACUCGAGAGGCUGAUAAAAGAACUAAUGAAGCGUUGCCCCAAAUUUCGCUUUCGACAACAGAGGUUGAUUUUGGUGAAGUUUAUUUUUUCGAAAGUUCAGUAAGAACGGUGACAAUAAAAAAUGUUGGAAAAACGAAAGUAUCGUUUAAGUUUACUCCUCAUCCAGAUCGUCAGACCAUCAGUGAGUCGUGGCUCUCUGUUACCCCUCCAGAUUCUCAUGUGAAGGUUGGCUCGACGUGUCUGCUAAGCCUCCAGGUGUUAGUUGAUAAGAAAGUUGCUUGGUCUGUGGCAGGCGAUGGCCACCUUUCUGAAAUACUCGUCCUUCGUCUUGAUCAUGGCAGGGAUUAUUUCAUACCUAUUAGUGCCCGUUAUAAAGCAAGUGUUUUUGGCUCGUCGUUUGUUGAUCUUAUUCGACAGGAGGCGAAGACGCCAUCGAGUGUCUGCAAUUUAAUUGAUUUGGAUCCAAGUGAUAGGAAAGAAGAACGAAUACAGCUUCCAUCGGUUCCUUACGCGAUGUACGCUCUGGUUGAGAACCUUCGGAAACAUGGCUUAGAAAAAAUUCGUUUCAAUGAUGUAUCUCGUCAUUCUGAAUUUAUUGCACUGAGAAAGGCUCUAGACGCAGGCACUCCAGAAAAUUUGUUUGAAGUUUGUAAGUCACCGUUCAACAUGUUUAAUACGUUGCUUCGGCUUCUCGAUUCAUUCAAAGAUUCAAUCAUUCCGUCUUCAGUGCAGAACGAAUGCUUGAGGACUAAUGGCGACGUAGUUCGAUGUUGGGAGUGUGUGUUGAAAUUCCCAACCGAAAAUCGAAAUGUCUUUGAGUACUACGUGGAAUUUGCACGGGAACUUAUCUCCAGAAAUACAGAUGCAUACUGUUAG